UCGCGAUAGAUAGGUAUGGUGUACGUCAGUUUUGUCAAAGAAAGAGUACACUAUAUGCAUCGUGGAAUCGAAUGAGUGCACUCAAAAAUGUAUACUUUGAAUCCGAACACCAGUAAAAAUGGAUGUCACUUCAAAUAGUGAACUAUAUUAGAGGGCUAUUUCGGACACAGCAACUGUUUGUUGUUCUUCUUCGUUGGUGUUUUCAGAGGCUUCAGCUAGUACGCGUCGUCAGGUUAGUUAGAUGCGGAGAGCGUUAUUUGCUGGAAUAAAGAAGACCAGUGAAAUUUGACGAAAUGGAGGACCACCCGUACUGUGCACUGGAGCCGCCAAAGCGUCCGUCUCCGUCGGCAGAGCUGAAACGUGUUGCAGCCAGACAAAGACGGGAGAGGCGGCGGCAGAAAUCAAGGGUUAACAUCGGUGUGGCUUUUCCUAGAUGGAGGGCGCUGAUGCAGGACAAAUGUUUUCAAAGCGACGCCGAAGUUGCCUGUUAUCUGCUGGACCGCGUGUGUGGUGAACAUCUUUAUGCUGCUCAGAGAUAUGAAAGAAGAUUGGGGAAAUCAACACAUGUACCUGCACCACAAACUGAGGAGCGUGAGAGCGAUUCAUCUCAUUCCAGUGAAGAACAUCAGUCCUCGGGUGAAGAAAUAAAAGUCCCGGAGAUCUGCCAUGAAGUCCUUCUCCCGUGUGAAAGAGAUGCAGCGGCGCAGACAAAAUUGAAGUCAGAAGACCAGCUAAAGUCUGAGGAUCAACUGCUUGACCUACAUGAUUGCCAGGAUUCUCUUUUUCCAACAUUACGCAAUGGAAAUAUUGUUCCACAAUGUUCAACAUCACGCACCACAAAAGAUAUCAAAGAGGAACCAGUAGAGACUGGACUACAACCGGAAAGCAGACGUGAGGUCAGCACAAGUCCUGUGGCUACAUCAGACAAGAUCAAUGACAGUUUUGUACAGACGCCAAACCCAGCGAUAGUGGACAACAGGAUAGGACAUAAGGAAAUGCCCAAGAAAUCCCAUUUAUUGACACUGUUCCCGACCUGUCUUCAAUGUGGAGGACCAGUUCUAGAGUAUACAACCGUAUCAUUUGGGAACCAUAACCGCCUACAGUGGAAAUGUUCAAUGGGACACCUCAUGUGGCUUUUCCCCAACAGCAAUCCAACAUAGACAUGUUUAUCAAAGCCUGAAUUUAUGGAGUAGUGUGACCAAAUAAAGAUUUAUUUUGAAUUAAACUUA
Molecule: messenger RNA, 1229 nt
Organism: Triplophysa dalaica
Lineage: Eukaryota; Metazoa; Chordata; Actinopteri; Cypriniformes; Nemacheilidae
Exons: 5
Coding region: 294-1160 (288 amino acids)
Source: RefSeq, a predicted model, not a curated record